Molecule: messenger RNA, 1747 nt
Organism: Psammomys obesus (fat sand rat)
Lineage: Eukaryota; Metazoa; Chordata; Mammalia; Rodentia; Muridae
Gene: Tubb
Product: tubulin beta class I
Exons: 4
Coding region: 232-1566 (444 amino acids)
Biological process (GO): microtubule cytoskeleton organization; mitotic cell cycle
Cellular component (GO): microtubule; cytoplasm
Molecular function (GO): structural constituent of cytoskeleton; GTP binding; GTPase activity
Source: RefSeq, a predicted model, not a curated record
CCCCGCCCUGCGCGCCUUCUCUCCUGCGCUCGACUGCCUCGUCUGCCUCUUAGAACCUUCCUGCGGUCGCGCUCGCACCUUCCUGCGGCAGCCUCCGGGGCUACGUUCCGACCCUUCAGUCUGAGACCAGCCCGGGAGGAAGAAAAAAAACAAAAACCCAAACAUCAAUCACCUGGUCUGGCUCGCCUCUACCUUGGGACCAGCAAACAUUUAUUACCGUAAACCUUAGCCAUGAGGGAAAUCGUGCACAUCCAGGCCGGACAGUGUGGCAACCAGAUCGGUGCUAAGUUCUGGGAGGUGAUCAGCGAUGAGCAUGGCAUCGACCCCACCGGCACCUACCACGGGGACAGCGACCUGCAGCUGGACCGGAUCUCCGUGUACUACAAUGAAGCCACAGGUGGCAAGUAUGUCCCUCGAGCUAUCUUGGUGGAUCUAGAACCCGGGACGAUGGACUCCGUACGGUCAGGUCCUUUCGGCCAGAUCUUCAGACCGGACAACUUUGUUUUUGGUCAGUCUGGGGCAGGCAACAACUGGGCCAAGGGCCACUACACCGAGGGCGCCGAGCUGGUGGACUCGGUGCUGGACGUGGUGCGGAAGGAGGCGGAGAGCUGCGAUUGUCUGCAGGGCUUCCAGCUGACGCACUCGCUGGGCGGCGGCACGGGCUCGGGCAUGGGCACGCUGCUCAUCAGCAAGAUCCGGGAGGAGUACCCCGACCGCAUCAUGAACACCUUCAGCGUGGUGCCCUCCCCCAAGGUCUCCGACACGGUGGUGGAGCCCUACAACGCCACGCUGUCGGUGCACCAGCUGGUGGAGAACACGGACGAGACCUACUGCAUCGACAACGAGGCCCUCUACGACAUCUGCUUCCGCACCCUCAAGCUCACCACGCCCACCUACGGGGACCUCAACCACCUGGUGUCGGCCACCAUGAGCGGCGUCACCACCUGCCUGCGCUUCCCGGGCCAGCUCAACGCCGACCUGCGCAAGCUGGCCGUCAACAUGGUGCCCUUCCCACGCCUGCACUUCUUCAUGCCCGGCUUCGCGCCCCUCACCAGCCGCGGCAGCCAGCAGUACCGGGCCCUCACCGUGCCUGAACUCACCCAGCAGGUCUUCGACGCCAAGAACAUGAUGGCCGCCUGCGACCCGCGCCACGGCCGCUACCUCACCGUGGCCGCUGUCUUCCGGGGACGGAUGUCCAUGAAGGAGGUAGACGAGCAGAUGCUCAAUGUGCAGAACAAGAAUAGCAGCUACUUCGUGGAGUGGAUCCCCAACAACGUCAAGACCGCCGUCUGUGACAUCCCGCCUCGCGGCCUCAAGAUGGCGGUCACCUUCAUCGGAAACAGCACGGCCAUCCAGGAGCUGUUCAAGCGCAUCUCGGAGCAGUUCACGGCCAUGUUCCGGCGCAAGGCUUUCCUCCACUGGUACACAGGCGAGGGCAUGGACGAGAUGGAGUUCACCGAAGCUGAGAGCAACAUGAACGACCUGGUCUCCGAGUACCAGCAGUACCAGGACGCCACCGCGGAGGAGGAGGAAGAUUUCGGGGAGGAAGCAGAAGAAGAGGCCUAAGGCAGAUAGCCCCGUGUCAGUCACCUCAGGCUGCUCGGUUCCCUCCGCUUCCUUCCCCUGCCCGUUUUCCUCCUUCAGUUUCUCUCUUCCGCCUCUGUCCUGUUUUGUUUUUGUUUUUUUCAUUGGGGGUUUAACAGUGCCUGGCUCAUAGAAGGCGCUCAAUAAAUAUUUGUUUGUGGAA